Zychaea mexicana is the source of this 819-nucleotide messenger RNA. RefSeq lists its product as uncharacterized. Lineage: Eukaryota; Fungi; Mucoromycota; Mucoromycetes; Mucorales; Lichtheimiaceae. The record is from RefSeq and is a predicted model, not a curated record. The transcript has a single exon. The annotation marks the transcript as partial. Gene Ontology annotation, molecular function: protein binding.
CACCCAGACGCACAAUUUAUGCUCGGGAAUUGCUACGGCACUGGUGCGCAUGGCGUUAAAGUAAACCAUAGCAAGGCAUUCAACUGCUAUUGGCUGGCAUCCAAGCAGUAUCAUCCAGAAUGCGCGUAUCGAGUUGCCGUGUGCUAUGAAAUGGGAGUUGGCACAAAGCAAAACUUUCGACGGGCCCUGGAAUAUUUUCGCAAGUCGGCCAAAAUGGGAUUCCCGCCAGCCAUGUACAAGCUCGGACUGAUUUUGAUCGAUGAUUCUCAGUCUCCAGACAAUCGCCGCGAAGGUACUUCUUGGCUCAAGCGCGCUGUUCAACGGACGACUGCUGCUCCAGAUCCUGUGGCAUUGCACGCACUAGGUAAUGCUUUCGAACCUACAGGGUUCGCAUUGGUCCCGGAUGUGGAAUAUGCCCGGGAAGUGUUCAUCCAGGCUGCAGAACUUGGAUAUGCACCCUCUCAGUACCGAUUGGCAGUUGCAUACGAAACAGGCGAUCUUGAUCUCCCAAAAAACGAACGAUUGGCGGUUAUAUGGGCUCAAAAGGCGGCUUUCCAAGGGAUAGCGGAUGCACAGUUUCUUAUAUCGUGCUGGCACUUGAAUGGAACAAUGCAGAACGUUCAACAAAACUCGAAUUUGGCGUAUCGAUGGGCAAGGCAAGCGGCAGAAAAUGGUCAUACGCGCGCUAUGUUUGCUUUGGCGUGCUUUUACGAAUUUGGAAUAGGAAUAGAGAUGGACUUGGAGACAGCAGAGAAAUGGUUACAUACCGCGGCAGCCAACAAUGACAAGCUCGCCAUCCAACGCGUGCGUGAGCUCAAA